Molecule: messenger RNA, 9248 nt
Organism: Gambusia affinis (western mosquitofish)
Lineage: Eukaryota; Metazoa; Chordata; Actinopteri; Cyprinodontiformes; Poeciliidae
Product: mucin-2-like
Cellular component (GO): extracellular matrix
Molecular function (GO): protein binding
Source: RefSeq, a predicted model, not a curated record
CAAGCCCACAGUGGCAACCAUGAGGUGGAGAUCUGUGUUGUGGAGUUUCCUUGCUUUAUCUAUCACCACUUUCUCUGAGGUCCAAACCACACUGGUUCACAACCAUGUCAGCAGCAUCUGCAGCACAUGGGGCAGGGAUCACUUCAAGACCUUCGAUGGUGAUGUGUACCAGUUUCCCGGCAUGUGUGAAUACAACCUGAUCUCCAACUGCCACGACUCCUAUCAGCUCUUCUCAGUGCACAUAAGGAGAGCAGAAAAGGAUGGAAACCCGACCAUCAGCUACUUGGCAGUCACCAUCAAUGAACUUUUGUUUCACAUCAGUAAAACCUGGGUCACUGUCAACUAUGACAAAGUCCCUCUACCUUAUUACAAGGCAGGGGUGCAAGUGGAAAACAAUGCUGCUUACAUCAAGUUUCAGAGCAAAGUUGGGUUCACUGUCAUGUGGAAUAGAGAAGAUGCUGUGAUGGUGGAAAUUGAUACUGACUUUGCAAACCGAACUUGUGGACUUUGUGGAGACUUCAAUGGUGUCCCAGUAUACAAUGAGUUCAUUCACAAUGGUCGGAAAAUCAGUCCCAUUGAGUUUGGCAACAAACACAAAGCCCACCACCCAAAUGAUGACUGCGAGGACCCUUAUGAGGAGGAUUUGGUGGACGUUGCGACUGUCUCAGAUUCCUGCAAGAAAUUUCUAACUUUCUGUGAAAACAUGUUUUUGUCAGAGUCCUGGAGCUCAUGCGCUAAACUGAUUCACCCUGAAGUUUACAUCCAGGCCUGUGUAAAGGACAUGUGUGGCUGCAGUAACAAUACCAAUGACUUCUGUGUCUGCAGCACGCUGUCUGAGUUUUCUCGACAGUGUUCCCAUGCAGGAGGACAGCCUCCCAACUGGAGGAAAACUCAGUUCUGUGCCAAAGAAUGCCCUUACAACAUGGUGUAUGAAGAAAGUGGUUCCCCUUGCAUGGAUACUUGCACACAUCAGGACACAAGUUCACUCUGUGAGGACCACAAAACGGACGGCUGCUUCUGUCCUUCUGGAACGGUGUUUGAUGAUAUUUCUGAGAGAGGCUGUAUUCCUCAGUCUGAAUGUCAGUGCAAACAUGACAAAAUCUACAACUCUGGAGAGGUUUACCGACAGGAUCAAGAGGAAUGCACAUGCUUUAAGGGAAUGUGGGAUUGCAUCACUCUAGAAACACCGGCUACAUGCGCAAUUGAACAAGGUUCAUAUUUCACUACUUUUGAUGGGAAAACUUACACUUUCCAUGGGGAUUGUUACUACACUCUGGCAAAGGUGGAAAGUAAGGACAGAGCGAGCCCAAAGUUUACCCUCCUGGCCCAGCUGGUGCCUUGUGCUCACCAACAGUUUGACACAUGUCUGAAGUCCCUUAAAAUCCUGCUAAACAAUGACAAAAAUAACGUGCUAUCCUUCACCUCUGAUGGUGUAGUUCAACAGAACAUGCAGACUGUCACUUUGCCGUACCAAUCAGGAGACAUCGAUAUUUUCCACGCCUCAUCCUUUCACAUCUUGCUGCAGACCAGAUUUGGGUUGCAGAUUCAGAUCCAGCAUGUCCCUCUCAUGCAAGUCUACAUCAGCCUGGAGCAAAGCUACAGAUCAAAGACACGUGGUUUAUGUGGGAACUUCAACAUGAUCUUGAGUGAUGAAAUGAAGACUCCUCAGGGGAUCGUGGAGGGAACUGCAGCGACCUUCAGUAACUCUUGGAAGGCUAACUUCAUGUGCUCAGACAUUGAGGAAAGACUUGAUGAUCCAUGUUCCCUCAGUUUGGAAAAUGAGAUGUAUGCCAAACACUGGUGCGCCUUACUUGUGAGUCCAGACAGUGCUUUUGCCCAGUGCCGAUCGGUGGUGGAUCCCGAGAUGUUUUACAAGCGAUGCAUCUACUCCACCUGUAGUUGUGAGAAGAGCGAGGCGUGUUUGUGUGCCGUCUUCUCUUCUUAUGCUCGAGCUUGUGCAGAAAAGGGGGUUCUCCUGACAAACUGGAGAGAGAAUGUGUGCGAUACAUAUGCAAAGAGCUGCCCAGCAUCUCAGACCUUCUCUUACACACAUCAGAGAUGCCAGCUGACAUGCAGGUCUUUGAGCUCGGAGCAGCAGAGCUGCACCUCGGACUUCUUGCCUGUGGAUGGCUGCUCCUGUGCUGAGGGUCUCUACUUGAAUGAAAAUGGCCUUUGUGUUCCAGUGGAAAAAUGUUCCUGCUUCUAUAACGGCAAUUACAUUAAGCCAGGGACAUCCAUCAACAUCAGAGAUGACCACUGCGUGUGCAAUAAUGGAAUACUUCAUUGUCAUUCUUGGAGAAGCCGCAUGUCAUUGUGUCAUUAUCCAAAAGUCUAUUUCAACUGUUCCUCUGCAACCGCGGGAGAACUUGGACUACAGUGUGCUAAAACUUGUUCAAAUCUGGAAAGCGAUGAAUGUGUUUUUACAGAGUGUGAGUCUGGCUGUCGGUGUCCGGAUGGCCUUCUUGAAGAUGGCAAAGGGGGCUGUGUGAAAGAGGCUGACUGUCCAUGUAAGCAUGAUGGACGUAUUUUUGCUCCCGGAGCAGUGAUUCCUAACCUGUGCAAUACCUGCAAAUGUAAAAGUGGAAAAUGGCAGUGCACUGAGAAAAAAUGCCCAGCAUCUUGCAUUAUUUAUGGAAGUGGGCACUACAACACAUUUGAUCAAAGGCCAUAUGGAUUUCAGGGUGAAUGUGGUUACAUCGCUGUCAAGAAUAAAUGUGGCAACAAAACAGCUGAAAACAACUUUGGAGUUAUUACAGAAAAUGUACCCUGUGGCACUUCGGGAACCACCUGCUCCAAAACUGUCAGAAUUCAACUUGGGCGAACAGAAAUCAAACUAAUGAAGGGUAAAUACGUAGAGGAAGAUCUGGGACAAGGGGUCCUGAUACAAUACAGAAUAAGGAGAGUCGGCUUGUAUCUGGUGGUAGAAUCAAACAUUGGUCUGGCGGUGAUAUGGGAUCGAAAAACAGCUGUUCGCAUCCUUCUGGAGCCCCAGCACAGCGGCUCAGUGUGUGGCUUGUGUGGAAAUUUUGAUGGAAAUGGACUGAACGACUUCACCACCCAGGGUCAGCUGGUGGUGAGCAACCCUCUAGAGUUUGCAAACAGCUGGAAAGUUCAGAGCACUUGCCCAGAUAAGGAAGAGAUUGUGGAUUCUUGUGUAGCUGCACCCAUGAGACAUCAAUGGGCAAAAAUGAUGUGCAGCAUCGUAACAGGGAAGACAUUCAAAGACUGCCACCAUAAGGUUGAUCCCCAGCCCUUCUAUGAUAACUGUGUGAAAGACUCGUGUGCCUGCGACACUGGAGGAGACUGUGAGUGUUUCUGCUCAGCUGUCGCAGCCUACGCUCAGGCUUGCAAUGAGGCUGGAGUGUGUGUUGCAUGGCGAACCCCAGACAUCUGCCCUGUUUUUUGUGAUUACUAUAAUAACCCAGAAGAUUGUACAUGGCACUACAGCCCUUGCCACACACCUUGUUACAAAACCUGUUUGAACCCACAAGGAAUUUGUAAUAACCCGAUACCUAAUCUGGAGGGUUGUUAUCCAGUAUGCCCAGAAGAUAAGCCACAAACUACAACUACCACAACUACAACUCCCCCUACAACAACUACAGAGACUCCAACAACCACAACAACAACUCCCACUACAACAACUCCAGAACCUCAUACAAUCACAACUACAACUCCCCCUACAACAACUCCAUGCAUUCCAACUUGUGAGUGGUCUGACUGGUAUAAUGUGCAUGAUCCAAUCACAGACAAAAAUGACUGGGAAACCUAUGAAAAUGUCACAAACAAUGGUCUAAUUAUAUGUGAAAAUCCAAUGGAAAUUGAUUGUAGGGCAGCGGUUUUACCAGACAUGGACUUUGAGGACUAUUUGGAAGACACUCAGCAGGUUGUAAGUUGUGAUAUAAACUAUGGCUUAAUCUGUAAAAAAGAAGACCAGCCAAAGCGACCAGGAAAGUGUUUUGACUACAAAUUCAGAUUGUGCUGUCCAGUAUGUGAAAUAACAACAACACUCAGAACAACUCCCACAACCACAACUACAACUCCCACUACGACAACUCCAGAGCCUCCUACAACCACAACUACAACUCCCCCAACGACAACUACAGAGACUCCUACAACCACAACUACAACUCCCCCUACUACAACUACAGAGACUCCUACAACCACAACUACAACUCCCACUACAACAACUAUAGAGACUCCUACAACCACAACUACAACUCCCCCUACGACAACUACAGAGACUCCUACAACCACAACUACAACUCCCCCUACGACAACUACAGAGACUCCUACAACCACAACUACAACUCCCCCUACAACAACAACAACAGAGACUCCUACAACCACAAAAAGUACAACUGCAUCUCCCACUACAACAACUCCAAAGCCUCCCACAACCACAACUCCCCCUACAACAACAACAGAGACUCCUACAACCACAAAAACUACAACUGCACCUCCUACUACAACAACUCCAAAGCCUCCCACAACCACAACUCCCCCUACAACAACUACAGAGACUCCUACAACCACAACUACAACUCCCCCUACAACAACUACAGAGACUCCUACAACCACAACUACAACUCCCCCUACAACAACUACAGAGACUCCUACAACCACAACUACAACUCCCACUACAACAACUAUAGAGACUCCUACAACCACAAAAACUACAACUGCACCUCCUACUACAACAACUCCAAAGCCUCCCACAACCACAACUCCCCCUACAACAACUACAGAGACUCCUACAACCACAACUACAACUCCCCCUACAACAACAACAGAGACUCCUACAACCACAACUGCACCCCCUACUACAACAACUACAGAGACUCCUACAACCACAACUACAACUCCCCCUACAACAACUACAGAGACUCCUACAACCACAACAACAACUCCCCCUACAACAACUACAGAGACUCCUACAACCACAACUACAACUCCCCCUACAACAACUACAGAGACUCCUACAACCACAACAACAACUCCCCCCACAACAACUACAGAGACUCCUACAACCACAACAACAACUCCCUCUACUACAUCUCCAAAGACUCCCACAACCACAACUCCCUCUACAACAACUACAGAGACUCCUACAACCACAACAACAACUCCCCCUACAACAACUCCAAAGCCUCCCACAACCACAACUCCCCCUACAACAACUACAGAGACUCCUACAACCACAACUACAACUCCCCCUACAACAACUACAGAGACUCCUACAACCACAAAAACUACAACUGCAUCUCCCACUACAACAACUCCAAAGCCUCCCACAACCACAACUCCCCCUACAACAACUACAGAGACUCCUACAACCACAACAACAACUCCCCCUACAACAACUACAGAGACUCCUACAACCACAACUACAACUCCCCCUACAACAACUACAGAGACUCCUACAACCACAACAACAACUCCCCCUACAACAACUACAGAGACUCCUACAACCACAACAACAACUCAUACAACAACUACAGAGACUCCUACAACCACAACAACAACUCCCCCUACAACAACUACAGAGACUCCUACAACCACAACUACAACUCCCCCUACAACAACUACAGAGACUCCUACAACCACAACAACAACUCCCCCUACAACAACUACAGAGACUCCUACAACCACAACUACAACUCCCCCUACAACAACUACAGAGACUCCUACAACCACAACAACAACUCCCCCUACAACAACUACAGAGACUCCUACAACCACAACUACAACUCCCCCUACAACAACUACAGAGACUCCUACAACCACAACUACAACUCCCCCUACAACAACUACAGAGACUCCUACAACCACAACUACAACUCCCCCUACAACAACUACAGAGACUCCUACAACCACAACAACUACAACUGCACCUCCUACUACAACAACUACAGAGACUCCUACAACCACAACAACUCCCCCUACAACAACUACAGAGACUCCUACAACCACAACAACAACUCCCCCUACAACAACUACAGAGACUCCUACAACCACAACAACUCCCCCUACAACAACUACAGAGACUCCUACAACCACAACUACAACUCCCCCUACAACAACUACAGAGACUCCUACAACCACAAAAACUACAACUGCACCUCCCACUACGACAACUCCAAAGCCUCCCACAACCACAACUCCCCCUACAACAACUACAGAGACUCCUACAACCACAAAAACUACAACUACACCUCCUACUACGACAACUCCAAAGCCUCCCACAACCACAACUCCCCCUACAACAACUACAGAGACUCCUACAACCACAACUACAACUCCCCCUACAACUACUACAGAGACUCCUACAACCACAAAAACUACAACUGCACCUCCCACUACGACAACUCCAAAGCCUCCCACAACCACAACUCCCCCUACAACAACUACAGAGACUCCUACAACCACAAAAACUACAACUGCACCUCCUACUACAACAACUCCAAAGCCUCCCACAACUACAACUCCCCCUACAACAACUACAGAGACUCCUACAACCACAACUACAACUCCCCCUACGACAACUCCAAGCACUACCACAGAAUCAAUUGUUACUGGCCCACCAUUGUCAACAGUGACAAUUCCAGCUACACCAGUAGUAGUGGUUACAACCCAAUCAACUUCGUCAAGUUCCACGACAGAGUGCUUCUGUGUUUUCAAUGGCACAGUUUAUCUGCCAGGGGAUGAAAUAUUUUUAAUGUACCCCAUUGGAUCAGGCCUUUGUCUCACAAUGAUUUGUUCUGAUGUUUGUGAAAUUCAUAACAACACUGAAAUGUGUCAGAGUACCUCAACCUUGGGACCAGCACCCUCUCCCACACCCUACAUUCCUACAUGUCCUGAAUGGGAUGUUGUUCAAAAUGAGACCUUCUUCUUGUGCAACUGCACUAUGGCCAGAUGCAUUGAGAACAACACAAUUGAAAUAAUUCCAUAUGAGUGUCCACCCCUCCAGAACAUAACUUGUACCAAUGGAAAGAAACCAGUUCUUGUGUAUGAUGAGUACCACUGCUGCCAACAUUAUGUUUGUGACUGUGUAUGCGAAGGCUGGGGAGAUCCUCAUUACAUCACAUUUGAUGGAUUAUACUACAGUUAUCAAGGAAAUUGUACUUACAUUUUGAUGGAGGAGAUCACAGCAAAAUAUCAUUUGAAGAUCUAUGUUGACAAUGUAUUUUGUGAUCCCACGGAAGAUGUUUCUUGUCCAAGAUCAAUAAUCAUAGCAUAUGGAUUUCACGUUGUCACACUCAUCAAUCAUAACCUUAUCGGAGCUCCACAAUUAGAGGUAUUAAAAAAUGGUGAAAUAUUGAAAUUACCCUAUGCACAACAAGGUAUUAAGAUUGUGAGUUCUGGUAUUAACUUGGUUUAUGAGAUCCCUCUCCUAAAUGUGGUUGUUACAUUUGGAAUGACUGGCUUUAGUGUCAACCUUCCAUAUAAGUAUUUUGGGAGCAACACACAGGGUCAUUGUGGUACAUGCACCAACAAUCAGGCUGAUGACUGCAAGUUGCCGACAGGCGAACUGUUGGAAAAUUGUGCAGUGAUGGCAGACUAUUGGCCAGCAAAUGACAUUUAUCAACCUAACUGCCCAACACCACCUGAAGUACCCACUCAAGUUCCUGAACCACCGCUAGAGCCAACUCCAUGCAAGCCAGAUUCCAUUUGUGAUCUGCUGAAGAGCAGUGUUUUUGCAGAAUGUCACCCAUUGGUUUCCCCAGACAAUUUCUACAGAGGUUGUGUUUUUGAUAGUUGCCAUGUUUCGAAUCCUGCAGUAGAGUGCACAAGUUUGCAAACUUAUGCUGCUGCCUGUGCUCAGGCUGGAAUUUGCAUCCACUGGAGAAACCACACCAAAAUAUGUGCUAGUGACUGUCCAUCAGACAAAGUUUAUAAACCUUGUGGCCCUGCAGAACAGCCCACUUGUGAGGACAAUCCCAAUGAACCAAACAUAAACUUUAUUACUGAGGGCUGCUUCUGUCCUGAUGGAAUGAAACUCUUCAACAAAGAGUCAGGAAUAUGUGUUGAAAAGUGUGGAUGUCUUGAUCCUGAAGGCAUUCCUCGAGAGUUUAAUGAGAGGUUUGAGUACAAAUGCCAGGACUGCAUUUGUGAUGAGCCUACCAAAACUGUAAUUUGCAAACCAAAGACUUGCCCAGCACCACCCACUGCUAACUGCACUGAGCCAGGGUUUGUUGUUGUGAACCAAACCAAUCCUGCGGAUCCCUGUUGCUAUGCCUACACUUGUCAAUGCAACAUCAACAAAUGCCCAGUAAGCAGCAUGAACUGUCCAGUUGGAUACAAACCAGUCAUCAGUGUUCCAGAGGGAAAAUGCUGUCCAGAACAUACAUGUGAGCCUAAGCGAGUUUGUGUCCACAAGGAUGUUGAAUACCUGCCUGGUUCCUCAGUUCCUGCGUAUGCAUGCCAGGACUGUACCUGCAGCAAUGAGGUCGACCCAAAAUCCGGUCUGUUUAAAAUAACUUGUGUGUUUCAACAAUGUAAAGAGACCUGUGAGCCGGGAUAUGAAUAUGUGGAAACUAACUCUUAUGACUGCUGUGGGAAGUGUGUACAGAAACAAUGUGUCCUGAAUUUACAUGGUACCAAGCAUCUCUUGAAUGAAGGAGAAACCUGGUCACCGCCUGAAAACAUGUGUGAUCACUACACCUGUAUGAGGAGUGGGGACACACUAACAGCCCUAAGUUCACACAUCAUUUGCCCGGUUUUCCAACAGAGUAACUGCCAGCCUGACACAAUUCAAACAGCUGCAAAUGGGUGCUGUAAAACUUGUGUGGAGAAAGACAAAGCCUGCAAACUAGUGAGCAUGAAAACUCGAGUUUCGCACCAUGGCUGUCAGUCUGAACAUGAAGUGGAAAUACCGUACUGUGAAGGAUCUUGCAACACAUUCACUAAGUACUCUGAAGCAGCAGCUGCUAUGGAACAUUCUUGCUCCUGCUGCAAGGAAACGCGCUCCACCAAUCGCACCGUUGAUUUGCUGUGCCUGAAUGGAGACAAGUUGACCCACAGCUACAUGUAUGUGGAGGAGUGCGGCUGCGGCCAGUCGGAGUGCACCACAGCUGCAGGGCUGUCUGCUCGCAGAAAACGAAGAUCCACGCUGCUGUGACACAGUCGUCUUUCAUAACUAUACUGAAUGUUAGAAGUGUUUUGUCUUGUACCACUCUAGCAAUAUUGGAAAGUAAUUUACCACUGAAGUGGAAUAUUUAUCAACUAAUCAAAUAAAAAUAUGCAACUCA